Messenger RNA from Paraphaeosphaeria sporulosa, 3040 nucleotides. RefSeq lists its product as uncharacterized. The transcript is spliced from 3 exons. Bases 46 to 2589 code for a protein of 847 amino acids. The record is from RefSeq and is a predicted model, not a curated record. NCBI's taxonomy places the organism in Eukaryota, Fungi, Ascomycota, Dothideomycetes, Pleosporales, Didymosphaeriaceae.
GCAGCCCCUCUGCCGCGCGAUGAACAACUGUCAUCUCUCCCCACCAUGCCGAAGGCCCUUCCCGCUGUGGGGUUAGCAGCUUGCGCCCUGCAGCUCCUAGAUUUUGCGACUAAGAUCUUGAUCAAAGAUCAUGAGGUCUACCAACCGAGGGUCGGCGCGGGCGUCCAGAACGUCCAGCUGCUACGUGCGGUAACGCACGAGCUCUAUCGGUUAAACGAGGCCCUACACGAAAACAGGUCCAAGAAAACAUUUUACGAGAAGAAAGCCGGCAAGCUCGAAGAUGCCACGCAGCACCUGCUGAGGCUGUGCGAGUCCACCCAUGAAAUCGUAGUUCCCUUGAUCGAUGGGCUGAUUCUAGCGCAAUCAAAAUGUGAAGACGUCGAAGCCACGUGGACGAACCUGAGGGAGCCCCUGAUGACGGUAUGGACCAAAGGCGGUAUCUCAACCCAGAAGAAGAGGAUGCAGGCACAGAGGAAAGAAAUCGAGUUGGCGCUCUUACGCGCUCUGAAGGCCUACCUUGAUCCAUCCUCCGAAAAGGGGCUGUCUGUGAUCCAUCUGGAAGACACGCAAGCUACCCACCGGCAGACAUGGCAACAUGAGGCGGUAGAAGCUAUCAGCACCAAUGACUGGAAGGCCAAAAACAAGAAGCACCUCGAAGAAUUCUCGAAAGUCGUGGACAACUUGAUACUUGCCGACACAGAAGCACGCUUCCGGGAUCUGAUAUUUGCGAGCCUUCACUUUCCUGAGCAGGACGACCGACUCUACAGCAUUAGCAAGCCGAGUGACGAGAGCUUUCAAUGGAUCUGGAACUCACGGCAGCAAGGAAAGGGGAGUUUUCCAGUCUGGUUAGGCGACACCAGUGGUCAGAACGUAUUCUGGCUGACAGGAAAGCCUGGUUCGGGUAAAAGCACACUCAUGAAGUAUCUCUUCCGCAACGAGGAGCUGUUCCCGUUUCUAGAGCGCUGGUCAGGCCACUCUCCCGGCAUCCUAACAGGCUUCUUCCUCUGGAACUGCGGCACAGACUUGCAGAAGACCACAAUUGGUAUGCUCCGGACAGUCCUCUAUGAAGCUUUGCAAGACAUGAUUUUCGGACCGUUGGAAGAGGACGCAAGCAUUGUUCAGAGAAUCUUCAGCGAACGCUGGAAGCAGUUCUCCUCAUACGGUGGCGGCAUACACCCAUUCAAUCUCUCGGAGCUACGAACUGCCUUCGACCUUCUCCUGUCAGACAAGACCAAAAAGUUCCUUCUUAUGAUAGACGGCCUUGAUGAAUUGGACGACGACCCGACUAACGCACUCACUGUCCUGAUCAGUGCGUCCAACCGUGAGAACGUCAAGGUCUGCAUUUCCAGCCGGCCCUCAGUAAUCUAUCAGGCCACAUUUAAGGAUUGGCCUAGCUUAGAGCUCAACAAGUGGACGCGGAGAGGCAUCCAGGAUUAUGUCCUGUAUGCAUUCGAUCAGAACGACACCAUGUUUAACAUUCCGGCCGAGCAGUCAGACGGUACCGAGGAACGUGCGAUUAUAAACACACUCAUUGACAAAGCAAAUGGCGUGUUCUUGUGGGCAUCCCUGGCCACCGAGUUCCUCAUCCAGAGCACGAAGGAGACAGACGAUGUAUCUACGAUAAAAUGGCGGGUGAAUGCGCUGCCACAAGAGCUCGAAGCGCUUCUCAUAUACAUGUUUGACAACCUCGACCCCCAGCACUUUCUGCAGGCAGCCCGACUAUUCCGGCUCGUCGAUGCCCACGGCUAUCCCUCUCUACUGCCUCUCACCAGUGCCUACGACACCGACACGCGAUCCGCCCUCGAAGCAGAGACACGACCUCUGUCGGUCGGCGAAGUGAUGACCCGCUCAGAGAAAAUGCGCAAUGUCCUCGUGUUCAAGUGCAAAAACCUACUCUCCAUCUUCGAAGCCGUGCCCACCGAUUCCCAGCGCACGUCCGUCGAAGUCGCCGACCUCGCCCACUACAAAGUCAACUACGCCCACCGCUGCAUCCGCGACUUCCUCCGCACCUACGAAAUGCGCUCGCGCAUCGCCAAAGCGACCGACUAUGAGAACUUCAUCGAAGAUGAAUACUGGACAAACGCGCACUUGUGGACGCUCAAGACACUCCAACCCCGCGAUGGCAAGCUGCUCAUCUGGGACGCGCUCGCGAACUGCAUGGAGUACGCCCUGCGCCUCGAGAGCAGCGACGACCGCGUCCGCCUGACCUACCUCGACGAAGUCAACGCCACCCUCGCAGAGUACCUCGUCAACCCCGCGACCCCCGUCACAAGCAUGGACCUUCCACCCGGCGCGACCGUAAAUUCCUUCGGCGACAUCGCUGUCCUGCUCAACCUUACGAACUACCUGACCAUCAAGGCGCGCUCGGCGGACAAAAAGGACUUACGGCACGCAAUGGACUACGCACGGGAUGUGCGGAAGAGGCUGGAUGCUGGGGGCUUGGACGCGUUUUUGGGGAAGAGGGGGAAGCUGAGAGAAUCUUAUGAAAGGGUUGACGCAGAUUUGGCGGGGCUGCUGGAGUAUCAUACGAGGAGCUCGUUGAAACUGGGGAGCCCGAAGAUUACAAGGGAUAUGCCGGAGUGGGUGUAGGGGCGCCUACGCAUGGAGAAAUGGCCAGAAAUACAUACAAGAAGGAGUAGAACCGGGCGGGGCAGGGUCGAACGAGCAUUUGCAGGCGUUGAGCGUGAUACCAAUUGCAAUCGAUCGUUGAUCUUCUGGGUGGAUGGCUUUGAGGACUGAGCGGUGGUUAGUGCAAGGCAGGGCGCAAGCACAUGCGGUGGGACAGCCCGCCAGACUAGUGCACUGUCAGAAUCCUAGGCCUCCUGUACGCUUUCUCUGCAUCUUCGCCCACGUCGUGCUGCGCUCGUUCUGAGCGCACGUACUGCACGUCGGAUCUGUAUUACAGACCCCUUCCACAGCACCGCCGCUCUAGCACAGCCCAACCUACCCAGCUCGAACAUGUCCCAGACGCGACUCGCUGCCCAUGCUCGAGGCUCCUCGCUCGGCACGCCUUCCGUGCCGUGGGCCUCGGAAACAACAA